Daucus carota subsp. sativus is the source of this 1810-nucleotide messenger RNA. RefSeq names its product probable galacturonosyltransferase 15. Lineage: Eukaryota; Viridiplantae; Streptophyta; Magnoliopsida; Apiales; Apiaceae. The record is from RefSeq and is a predicted model, not a curated record. The transcript has 6 exons. Gene Ontology annotation, molecular function: polygalacturonate 4-alpha-galacturonosyltransferase activity. Bases 144 to 1661 code for a protein of 505 amino acids.
UCGGUUUAAUUUACUAUUCUCCUCGAUCACACCUCUGUUUUCACUUCUCUUAAGUAUAUUAUUUGAGUGCUAGCUAUAAACAGGAACAAGUAUUGUAUAGAGAUUGAAUAUUACUAGUGACGUGGUGGUGGAUUUCUGGAGUUAUGAAAGGGAAAGCAUCAGUUGUGGGCAGAAGAAGAAGCCGAAUUUCGAUUGUAAAGUUGAUGCUUGCCAUCCUUUUGCCUUUUCUCUUCCUCAGACUUGCUUUGUUCCUAAUAGAAUCCGCCUCUCUUUGCUCCUCUUCUUUCGGUUGUAUGGGACCCAAGCUUUCCGGCGGGAGUGAAUCAUCACGACUCAUAGAGCAGCUGACGAAGGCGUUACUAGAAGCAAACAAUGGCGAUGAAGUAGUGGAAAAAACUUUUGGGGUUUCUCCUGAGUCAUUCGGUGAUCUAAUUAAAGAUGUUAUGUCAAGUAAACAAGACAUCAAGGCCUUCGCUUUUAAGACCAAGGCAAUGAUAGCACUUAUGGAGCGCAAAGUCCAGUCAGCCAGGAGGCACGAGCUCAUCUACUGGCAUUUAGCUUCGCACGGUGUUCCCAAAAGCCUGCACUGCCUUCACCUGAAGUUAGCUGAAGAAUAUGCUGUAAAUGCCAUAGCAAGGUCUAGCUUACCUUCACCUGAAUACGUCUCUAGGCUGACUGACCCUUCAUUCCAUCAUGUUCUUCUCUUGACAGACAAUGUGCUUGCUGCCUCGGUUGCCAUCACUUCUGCCAUUAAAAAUUCUAUCAGCCCUGAGAAAAUGGUGUUCCAUGUAGUGACAGAUAAAAAAACUUACACUCCCAUGCAUGCAUGGUUUGCAAAAUUUCCCGUUGAUUCCGCAGUUCUCGAAGUUAAAGGAUUGCAUCAGUAUGACUGGUCUCAUGAAGUGAACUAUGGGGUGAAGGAGAUGCUAGAGAUCCACCGCCUUAUAUUAAGCCAUACAUAUGAGAAUCUGAAGGAGGGCUUUAAUACUGUCGGAUAUAAUGAGAGGCAAUUAGAAUUUACAAGCCCGAGAUGUGUUUCCCUUCUGAAUCAUCUCCGAAUAUAUGCCCCAGAGCUCUUUCCAAAUCUAAACAAGAUCAUUUUCUUGGACGAUGAUGUAGUUGUACAACAUGACUUAUCAGCUCUAUGGCAAGUGAAUCUCAACGGAAAGGUUGUUGGUGCAGUUUUUGAGUCGGGGUGUGGACCUGACUGUUGUCCGGGAAGAAAGUACAAGAAUUACUUCAAUUUUUCGAACUCAUAUAUAUCUUCCAACUUGAAUGAGGACCAAUGUGGAUGGUUGUAUGGAAUGAAUGUUUUUAAUCUUGAAGCGUGGAGAAACACAAAUAUCACUGCAACUUAUCAUCAAUGGCUCAAGUUUAACCUUGACUCUGGUUUGGAUCUAUGGAAUCCCGGAGCUCUGCCUCCUGCUUUGCUUGCGUUCAGUGGCUUUGUACAUCCAAUUCACCCUUCAUGGCACAUGGCAGGUUUAGGCUAUCGAUUUCCUCAAGUUGGCUUAGAGGCUUUAAAAGCUGCAACUGUUUUACAUUUUAGUGGGCCAGCAAAGCCAUGGCUUGAGAUUGGGGAUUCUAAGGUACGAAGCUUGUGGACAAGACAUCUAAAUUACUCAAAUGAAAUAUUAAGGGAAUGUAGAAUCCGAGAGUGAAGAAAAAAGCUUAUGCUCCAUUUAGUUGGGGAGAAAAAUGAAUUAUUUACUCUCUCCGAAUAUUUAUUCAUGACUUUCAUUAAUUCCUCUGCUCAAUUCCAACAACUUCAAACUAGAACUUAAUCCCACCAAGGAUGAGUGUUCAUUCU